AUGGCUUUGCGGGAUGCACUCCUAGCAGGUCUCUCCAGCCUACCAGGCACCCGUGAGUUCCAUCUUCACGUCUUGGUCUCGUCACCCAGAAAGCACGGAAACCUUUUCCCAUUUGGAAAUCCCCGACCAAGGUCAUACUUGCAGGACAUCUUGAUUCUGCUUUCCGAACAAACCACACCAGACUCUCCCUGCGUUUUCGUCUCUGCAAUCGAAGCAUGCGUGUACAACAUCCCAACGACGUCCUGUGCGAUCUUGUACGUAUCGAAAGUUGACUCUACAGGUCAAGCAACCGCACCAUCUCCCACUCCAGCACUCGUGCGCGCACUCCUGCUCUUCUACGCAGACCCUGCCACGCGUCCCAUCUCCGCUGACCAUCUAUGGAUUCACGUAUUCGCAAGAGCCCAAAACCAAUAUCUAUUCCCCAACUCUUCAGAAUACCCUCGCAAACAUCCCCUAAGCGACAUCAAACUCUGCGCUUGGUGGAAACGUCAAUUCAGCACCGUCAUAAGCUUGCUAGCGUCCCGAGCGGGCGAUACCUGCCGCACAAAACUAUAUUACACUCUACCCGGACUCAGCGAGUUUGAAGCUUCUCACUCGCUAGAGAGGGUAUACCCAUCGACAGGUUCUCCAUGCAAUUGGACAUACGGACAUCCCUACUCCCAGAACGAGAUUCCGCUCCCCUGUCCUUCUGUUGGUGAUUCGCGUCAUCUUGGACAAUGCAUACCGUCAUUUGAUGAUGACCCCAAAUCCCGCUUCAUCGACGAGAUCGCGUACACGACGGAUGCGGAUGGAAUCAAGUCCCCCGAGCGAAAACGCGCGCGAGCGGACACUUUAAACACGCGCGAAGAAGAACCAGCCGACGCUUCAGAAAAGAAGGAAGGUCGGAGUAAGAAAGAGGACCAGACGCAUAAAGAAGUCAAGAAGGUGUCUGUGGAAGAAUUCUGGGAGCGGAUGUCGUUCCGGCAGGAAUGUAUUGCAGGGGCGGUGACCGGGUUUUUCGUGAUUGGUGUUUCUGCGACUGCGCCUUCUUCGACCUCUCUGGCGAUGAGUGAAGUUUCACCGCUUGCGCCGCAGGCUGGGCAGGUUUCAGCGCAGAUGAACAAACGGGUGUUGACGUCACUUUUGACUGCUCAUGAAUUUCCAUCUGUGGAAAAGGCGGUGUGGUCGACAAAAGUGAUUGAAGAUUCCAUACGAGGGUUGUGCGACGGUCUCAAGUCGAGUCCUAUUUUGGUAGGAGAGAGAUCGGGCCGACAGACGCCCGAGCCAGAGCCCCGUCGGAGCACUCUAGCACCUCCACAGACGCCUCCUCCUCGACUGGGGAAGAGAGCAAUGGUUGACAUUUCUCCGAAUCCAUUUCCGGAGCCUGUUGCUUCUCUGGAAACAUACAACUCGUACAUAUUUGGUUCGAUUAUGGUGAAAAAUCCGCCACCGCCGGAGAAGGAUGGCGGCGAAGUUGGAGGCGCUGGUGACGGCAGAGGUCCAAUAAUCACGGUGCUGACGGCUAGGAAGAAGCGGACGAAAGGGUGA
Molecule: messenger RNA, 1527 nt
Organism: Suillus clintonianus
Lineage: Eukaryota; Fungi; Basidiomycota; Agaricomycetes; Boletales; Suillaceae
Product: histone acetylation protein-domain-containing protein
Exons: 1
Coding region: 1-1527 (508 amino acids)
Biological process (GO): DNA damage response
Cellular component (GO): nucleus
Molecular function (GO): histone H3K56 acetyltransferase activity
Source: RefSeq, a predicted model, not a curated record